Chinchilla lanigera (long-tailed chinchilla) is the source of this 2715-nucleotide messenger RNA. RefSeq names its product MAS-related GPR, member E (gene Mrgpre). Bases 248 to 1192 code for a protein of 314 amino acids. Gene Ontology annotation, biological process: G protein-coupled receptor signaling pathway. Gene Ontology annotation, molecular function: G protein-coupled receptor activity. The record is from RefSeq and is a predicted model, not a curated record. Gene Ontology annotation, cellular component: membrane. The transcript has 3 exons. Lineage: Eukaryota; Metazoa; Chordata; Mammalia; Rodentia; Chinchillidae.
GCAGGAGCGGCCCACAGCUCUGGCAGCUGGAGCCCUUGGCCUGGCCGGCUCAGCUCCGCAGCCAGGGGCUAAGGCAGGCAGGACCCAGUGCUUUCCCUGGGGCCCAUGUGACUGUGUCCUCCUGAGCCAGCUGUGGGAGGUCCUUGGCGGUACAGUCCCCUUUGGGUGCUCAAGGGGUGCCAGAGACAGAACGAGCCCAGUGAGCACGCUCAGCCUCCCAGCCGCCCACCGACUUCGCACUUGGCUGAUGAUGGAGCCGAAUGAAGCCCCACAGCACGUGGGUUCCUCCAACGCCGUCCAGGAAGACGUGGCCUUCAACCUGGCCAUCCUGUCCCUCACCGAGCUCCUCAGCCUGGGUGGACUGCUGGGCAAUGGUGUGGUCCUUUGGCUGCUCAGCUGCAACGCCUACCGGAACCCCUUCUCCAUCUACCUCCUGGACGUGGCCUGCGCAGAUCUCAUCUUCCUCAGCUGCCACAUGGUGGCUGUUGUGUCCGACUUGCUGCCUGGCCAGCUGGGCCUCCCAAGCUUCAUCCAGACCAGCCUGGCCACACUCAGGUUCCUCUGCUACAUCGUGAGCCUGAGCCUGCUGGCAGCCAUCAGCACGGAACAGUGCCUGGCCACGUUCUUCCCGGCCUGGUACCUGUGCCGCCGCCCGCGCCACCUGACCACCUGUGUGUGCGCGCUCAUCUGGGCUCUCUGCCUGCUUCUGGACCUGCUGCUUACGGGGGCCUGCACCUUGUUCCUCGGGGAGUCCAGCAGCCGCCUGUGCUGGACACUGUGGGUGGUGCUGGCCGCCCUGCUGGCUGCACUGUGCUGCGCCAUGUGUGUGUCCAGCCUGCUCCUCCUGCUGCGGAUGGAGCAUGGUCCUCUGCGGCACCAGCCCCGUGGCUUCCCUGCCCUGGUCCUCCUGGCCGUCCUUCUCUUCCUCUUCUGUGGCCUGCCUUUCGGCAUCUACUGGCUGUCCCGGAACCUGCACUGGCACAUCCCCCACUACUUCUACCACCUUAGCUUUCUCACGGCGGGCAUGCACAGUGCAGCCAAGCCUGCCAUCUACUUCUGUCUGGGCAGCGCUCGUGGCCAGGGGCUGCGGGAACCCCUCCGACUGGUGCUUCAGCGGGCUCUGGGGGAUGAAGCUGAGCUGGGGGCCAGGAGGGAGACCUCCCACAGGGGCCUCAUGGAGGUGACUGCCUAGGCCCUGUGAGCGCUGACCACAGCUCCAGCCUGCAGGCCCUGGGGGAGGUGCUAGAGUGGGAUCAGAAGACUUGGAAGGAGGACUUUGCUGAUGACCUAGUCCCAUUCCCUGUACCUUUCCCCUCCCAGUGCACCAGGCCCACAGGAAGUUGCUGGAAAGUCCAGAUUGGAAACCAGGUACCUGGAGGACCUAGAAUUGUCCUUUUGAGGAAACCUCUGGGUGCCUUCUCAUACUCCAGAACUUGCAGGAGCUGCUGUGUUACAUGCACAUUCUUCUGAUACAGAGAGGAGACAGGGAAGGGAUAGGCAGGCAGGUUGCCCGCCAGGCAGCAGGCUCAGACCAACUUCCACUAGCUCAUCCUCCCUCCCCUCCUGACAGCUGCAGGCAUCUCCAGUGCACCUCAGUUCUCCUUGCCCCUCCCUCUGCUGCAGGCUACCAAGGUCCCAAAAUAGUAGGCUGGCUUAGGAAGCCCUCAGCGGCUAAGCCACAGAAGAAAAUGUCUUCCAGACCCUCAAACCACAGCCUACAAGCAGAGUCUGCCUGAAUCCUAUAGGGGGCCAAAAGCAGAGCAGGAGCCUGGUCCAGAGUGCAAGGGAGAAGCAGCCAAGUGAACACCGAUAGAAGCCAGGGCAGGCCAAGACUCAUCACUGCAGGACAGGACACAGAUGCUACAGGGGCACAGUAGUUACAGUGCCUGGUGACAGGCCACGCCCACCUGGGCUCUUGUGAGGGGCUGCGGGUAUGGAGCCUCAGGAUGCCAUCUGUCCCAGUGCUGCCCAAAGCCUAAUGCCCUACACUGGACAUAGUGGCCAGCAGUGUCCUUGUGACCAUGUUAUCAUCAGUAGAGAAAUGGCGACACCUCAAGCCUCAGUGAGCUCUCAGAGCAAGGCCUGGCGUGGACGGGGCAGCUUGAGGUUCCGCCCACAUGGCUGCAGAGACUCCUCCACAUUAACAUUCCCUUGCAGGGGGAGGCAUGGAAGGCUCAGGGAUAGAAUAUUAGAAUCCCAUGGAGCUGCUGUUCAAGGCCGUGAGAUGGGGCCUGGACAUUGCAAACCUUGCCCAGGGCUUUGGAAAAGCUGGCAGCCAUUGAGGUUCCCUGGACCCCAACGUGAAGCAUAUUGCAUGGGCAGAGGGGCCAUAGAAGGCAGGAGGCCCCUCAGUCCUGCCCACAGCUAGAGCAGCUGGAGCAAUCCUGCGCACUGGCGGCAGCCCCACCCUCCAGGAGCCCAGCUCCUGAGCACCUGCAUAGCUCCUCAUCAUGCCUCUGCCCCAGCAGGCUUCCCCACAGCAGGCAAGAGAGCUGCCCUAGUACAGACAGGGGGCACAGAGAUGAACCCAGAGCCACCCACCCAGGAGUCUCUGCUCAUGGCAUGGGUAGCUAAGAGCAGGGCUCAGAGCCCACCAGCCUGUGCUGAACCUAGCUUGCUGCCACCUCCAUGUCACUGUGGGUGAGUUAACCACCCUAUGCCUCUGCUUCCUCAUCUGUGAAGUGACUUCAUAUGUACAAAAAAGUUUGAAUCCUA